AUGACUUCACUGUCGGGAUCGAAGGAGAGGUCUGGAAGCAGCAGGAGCAGAAAAUAUGCGGUACCCGACACAUCCCCUACCAAAUCCUCCUCUUAUUUACCAGAGACUUGGUACCGCAAAGUCUAUGAUGAAGGCACCCGCUCUAGCACGCGCCCUGCCCCCGAGGGUGCUGGUUCAAUGCCGAGCUCCACAGGCACCCCAUCCCCUGGCUCUGGGAUCUCUUCUCCCGGAUCGUUCUCUGGAUCGCCGGGGACCAUCUCUCCAGGUAUCGGAACAGGAUCUCCAGGUUCCCUCGGAGGCUCCCCUGGAUUUGGGACUGGAUCUCCGGCUUCAGGUAGCGGGAGCUCCCCUGGCAGUGAAAGAGUCAUCUGGUGUGAGAACUGCAAUGCCAGACUGACGGAGCUCAAGAGACAAGCACUGAAACUGCUUAUCCCUGGGCCAUACUCCAGCAAGGACCCCUCCUUCUCGCUGCUGCUCCAUGACAAACUGCAGGUGCCCAACAGCUCUCGGCGGGCGUGGAACGAGCGCGACAGCCGCUGCGACGUGUGCGCUACUCACCUCACCCAGCUCAAACAGGAAGCAGUGCGUCUGGUCCUCUCCCUCGACCAGUGGGAUCUGUCACCCGCCUCAUCGCCUCCGGCUCUCAUUGGACGAUCUUCGGGAGGACCGGCUUUUUUCCCAUCGUCUGUUUCAUCUGCUGCUGGAUCUUCGUACGCUUCUUCUCAGUCCCCCUCCCCGAGUCCUAAUCACACCCCAACCCCAAGCCCCAUUCACGGACGUUCCUGCAGUCCCCCUGUGGGGCUGAACUCUCCCGGACCAGGGAACAGGCUGGGGUCCAAGCCCAGUUCUCUCGGCCUCAGUGGAGGAGAGAGAAGGAGUGCCUCGCCCAGUUUAGGAAAGGCAGCCAGUCUCCAGCAGCAGCAGAUUGUAGUAAAUAGCUCUGGAUCUAACAGUGGUAAUAGCAGUAAUAAUGGAAGUAAUGCAGUGGCACAGGCCCACCAGCUUCUGAACCGAAGUAAUGGAGGAGUCACACUCUACCCAUAUCAGAUUUCCCAGGUGCUCUCCGAGGCCUCUAGAGAAGACGGGUGUGAAAGCCGCUCCAACACCAGCUCUCCUUCUCACACCAGCUCCUCUCCACACACAAACUCCCCGUCCCACACCUCCACCUCCUCCACCACCUCUGCAGCUGCCUCCUUUUUUGCCAGAGCGGCCCAAAAGUUGAACCUCACAUCGAAGAAAAAGAAGCAGAAGACAGCGGCCGCAGCAGCCCCAGUGACAUCAUUGGCAUCAUGUGACCCACACAUUUUCCCCACUAAUUUUAGCUCAGCCUUACUCAUGGCACCUCCGCCUGCCCCGCCCUGCCUGCUCCGUGCCGCCAACAAGAUCAAAGACACCCCUGGGCUCGGCAAGGUGAAGGUGAUGGUCCGUGUGUGUCCCGUGUCCCAGUCAGAUGAAUCCAGCUCCUUCCUCAAAGUCAACCCCAGUAAGAAACAAAUCACCAUCAUGGACCCGGCGGCCAAUCAAACUGCGAAUACAGCUUCACAGAAAAGGCCCUCAGCCAAUCAGGUUCCUCCGAAGAUGUUCACUUUCGAUGCAGCGUUCCCUCCUGAUGCCUCACAGGCGGAGGUGUGCGCGGGAACGGUUGCCGAGGUGAUUCAGUCUGUAGUGAAUGGAGCAGAUGGCUGUGUCUUCUGCUUUGGACACUCCAAACUGGGGAAAUCCCAUACAAUGAUUGGUCGUGAUGACUCCCUCCAGACUCUGGGUAUCAUCCCCUGUGCAAUCUCCUGGCUCUUUAAGCUCAUCAAUGAGAGAAAAGAGAAGACCGGAGCUCGCUUCUCUGUGCGGGUCUCUGCAGUGGAGGUUUGGGGGAAGGAGGAGAACCUGAAGGACCUUCUUUCUGAAGUGGCCACAGGCAGUUUACAGGACGGACAGUCUCCUGGUGUCUACCUCUGUGAGGACCCCAUCUGUGGCAUGCAGCUCCAGAACCAGUCUGAACUCAGAGCGCCCACCCCAGAGAAGGCUGCCUGGUUCCUGGAUGCGGCGUUAGCAGCACGGCACAGCAGUCAACGUCCUGACACCAGCGAGGAGGAGCAACGCAACUCACACAUGCUGUUCACGCUGCACAUUUACCAGUACCGCAUGGAAAAGACUGGCAAGGGAGGAAUGUCUGGAGGCCGUAGCCGGUUGCACCUGCUGGACCUGGGCAGUUGUGAUGCACGAGUGCUGGAGGGAGGAGGAGGAGGAAAGACCAGGGAGAAUAUGGCUAGCACGGCUCCACUCUGCCUCUCCUUAUCUGCUCUGGGAAACGUCAUCCUGGCACUAGUCAAUGGCAGCAAGCACAUCCCAUACAAGGACAGCAAGCUCACCAUGUUGCUAAGAGAGUCGCUAGGCAACAUGAACUGCCGGACCACCAUGAUUGCUCACAUCUCUGCCUCACCCAGAGACUUCUCAGAAACGCUUUCCACCAUCCAGAUCGCAUCCCGCGUCCUCCGUAUGAAAAAGAAGAAAACCAAAGUAACUGUGCAGUACACGUCCAGUUCGUCUGGAGGAGAGAGCUCGUGUGAAGAGGGUCGUAUGCGUCGACCCACUCACCUGCGGGCCUUCCAUCACCGUGGCGACACAGACUCAGACCUGCCCCUGCUCCGCCUUUCCAGUGACCAGGAUGAGUACUCGAGUAGCGAACAGUCCUGCGAUACAGUGAUCUAUGUGGGACCAAACGGGGCUGCCGUGUCGGACAGAGAACUGACCGACAACGAAGGACCACCUGAAUUUGUGCCAAUUAUUCCAGCGUUACUUCGUGGUAAAACAUUGGAGCAGCAAAACCAAACAGCGGGAGUAGCCAAUAAGGCAGAGAGUCAGGACCAGCCUAGUGCCCCCUCCCACCCACAGUGUGGCCAGUCGCUGCUGGGUCAGCCUCUGCCCCCUGUCCCUGAGGAGGGAGCUGAGUGCCUAAAGUGUAACACAUUUGCAGAGCUGCAGGAGAGACUGGACUGCAUUGAUGGCAGUGAGGAGGUGGCAAAGUUUCCCUUUGAAGAAGUUCCUGUGAACAGACAAGGAGUCAAAUAUGAAGCAUCUGUUAUUUUACUUCAUUAUCUUUCAGAUGGCUCUAAGAGAAGGACAAAUGACCAGCAGCUGCAGGACAUAAAGGAGGUGGUGGAGGAGGCGGAGCUCGCCCAGACCAUGAUCCACAAUCUGACACAGAGGUCCGGAUCCCCUAUCGUCACCUGCACCAGGAGUGUGCCCGGCAGCAGCAGCAGCAGCACCUCCAAUCCUUUGCUCAGGGCCAAGAGCUCCCAGCUACAUGACAGUAGAGAAAAUCUAAAUGGAGGAAGUAAUGGAGAAGGAAAGACCCGCACAUUGGGAUCACCACGCCUGGGCAUUGCCAGUCUGACCAAAACUGCAGAAUACAGACCUCCAGCAUCCCCGUCCCAGCGCUGUAAAGUGUACACACAGAAGUGUGUUAUGCCGACAACCCCCCCUCUCUCCUCCAACACUCUGGCCCAGGACUGCCAGGCCUCAGAGGCACCGGCUGGUCGCUCCUCCACAGAUUCUGUGUUGUCCAGGACUUCUCCUGUCGGCAUGAGUCCACAAGUGAAAGAAACAGCUCCAUCUCUGUCAGCCAGUCUGGGCUCAGCAGAGACGCUGUGUGAUGAUGAUGUGCCCCCGAUACCUCUAGACAUGCAAAAAGACGGUAGCUAUUACUCCAAGUGUUCUUUUUACAGUCAUCCGACCACUGAUAACCAGAUGCAUAGUAAGAAUGAACUGGUGCACACUGAUAGUGAGGCGUACCUCGGUGUUACAACAAUUACAGACAUACAGAAACAUGGUCCAAGCAGCAUUAUUAGCUUCACCAGCGAAGGCGGCUCUCUCACUGGAACAGUAUCCCAAGAGGUCAACGGGGCUGUGCAGGAGUAUCAUGUUCCCUUCACUACCUCAGGGGUCACAGAAGUUGUGGCCAUGGCAGAGGUUGCCAUGGCAAAGUUGCGCGUUGAAGGUGAGGCCUUGGCCACAGUUCUGUCCAGUUGUGCUUCUCCAAUGUCUUCGUGGAUGAGUGAUCUGAGUAUGUGCAGUGAGGCUGACCAGUCUCUCCACAGCUUCAGCCAGUCUCAGAGCCAACAGGGAGAGGCCAUGGCUGAAACUGAACAGAAUGUGACACUUGGAUCAGAUGAAUUGGAACAGACAGAAAAUGAAAGUAAUAAACAAACACCAACCAAAAAUAAGCUGCGCAAGUUGCCUCCACCAAUGACUAAAACUACGAUCCAGACUCUAGUCGGACCAUUUAAAGCUACCAUUAGCGUUCAUCCAUGUGUGGCUGUAAAACCAAUGGUAAUAAAAGAGCCCUCAGUCCUCUCCUCACCAGUCAAAGGCAGUCUAAUUAAAGAGCCCAUCAAAUGCAGCACACCACUCAGCGGCUGUGUGUCCAGUGAGAUGAGCUUUGAAGAUCCCUGGUUAAAACGUGGCUUUGAAGAAGGCACAUCCACCGACCUUGUCUGUGAAGUGAAGCCUGAAAAGAGGGAAGCAGAGCAUUCACAAGUCAACCAGAGUGGUCAUCAGAACACUUUUGGGAGUGACGUUGUGCUGUCUCCAGAUUCCAUUAAACGAGUAGGGGAUGGUUGUGAGAUUAUGGCAGUUGUUGCUCAGGGCGACUGCCUCACCACUAUCUACAACCCAGACAUUCACCAGACGGCCAGUCUGCCACGUGGAUGGCAUCGCAUCAACCGCCAUGAUGGUUUAGACUACACUGAGUACAGAAAUCUCAGUGUAACUUCCUCGACUCCCUGCAGCCCUCGUGCAACACUUGACAGGCGGGGGUCCAAUGGAAAAAUUGGCUUUUUCUCACAAAAAAGAGGGGGAAUCCCUCCUCUGCCACCAGUGCGCAAAUCCAGUCUAGAUCAGAGGAACCGAGCUGCCAGCCCCCUUCAUCAGCCUGGGACAGCUCUCCAGGAUGAAGCAUGUAUUUCUGCUGGUGUUACGAGGCAGCGUGGUGCGAGCAUCGACAGCAGCAGACUCUUUAGUGCCAAACUGGAACAGCUCGCCACACGGACCAACUCUCUGGGCCGCACGGGGUCCCACAGCGGCACAUACCAUUAUGAAUGUUUCUCUCUGGAGAGGGGGGAGAGCCUCCGAGCAGGAGCCAGAGGGGACAGUGUCAUGCCUAGAACUGGCCGCAGCCUCAUGCGCACUGGAUCACUGUCAUCAACAGGCACCACUAGCCCAAGUUUUACUCCCCUCCUGGGGCCAAGCAGCGCUCCCCAGUCACCAGCUAAAACCAGCAGCCAGUCAAAAAUCUCUGCUGUCAGUAAGCUGCUAAUGACCAGCCCCAAAGGCCGCAGUCUGUCUGCAUCAACCACAAAAACACUGAGUUUCUCCACAAAGUCUUUAAGCACUUCUAGCAGUCGCAGCUCCAGCCUUCCACCCAAUGGAAAGGCUCCAAAUCCACCAACCCCAGGGCCUGUUCAACAGCAGGGUCCCACUCUUGGGUCCUGGACCACACAGUCUUUGAGCCGCAGUCGAGGGGGAGGUCUGGCUGCUAAAUUGCCCCUUAGAGCAGUCAACGGGCGCAUCUCUGAGCUGCUCCAGGGCAGUGCAGGCUCCCGGGCCAGGCCACAAGCCCAAGGAGGAGGCCCCGAGCCUGCAGAGGACAAGACCACUGCUGGGGCAAAUGGGACAACAGUGAGUUCUGGCCCAGGAGAAGAGAGACCUUCUGGAGUUCAAACCUUACCCUCUCCGUACAGCAAGAUCACAGCUCCCAGAAAACCACACCGCUGCAGCAGUGGCCAUGCCAGUGACAACAGUAGUGUGCUGAGUGGAGAACUGCCCCCAGCCAUGGGUAAGACAGCCCUGUUUUACCACAGCGGGGGCAGCAGUGGCUAUGAGAGCAUGCUCCGAGACAGCAGUGAGAACACCGGGAGCGCCUCUUCUGCCCAGGACUCUCUAAGCGACCACAGCACUGCCACCUCCUCAUCGAGGCGGAGCUCCAAAAGCAGCAAAAAGUGCCGCAGCAACACAGGUCUCCAACGCAGGCGUCUGAUCCCAGCUCUCACCUUGGACUCGGCCUCUCUCUCCCCAUCGCACCGUUCGUCCAAGCAGGGCAUCACCUCCUCUUCCUCUUCCUCCUCCAGCCCAGGUGCAUGCUGGGUAGACGGACCACUGGGACCACCGGCCUCGACUAACCACCGCGUCCCAUCAGCUACAGCCGAGACCUUCGAGAUCAAGGUUUAUGAGAUAGAUGAUGUGGAGCGACUGCAGAAGAGGAGAGACAGAGGAGGCAGCAAGGAGGUGGUGUACGUGAGUGCCAAGCUGAAAAAGCUGGAGAACAGGCAGCAGCGAAUCAGUGAGGUCAGAGCCAAGUACCAGUGUCUGAAGAAAGAGCUGGAGCAAACUAAACAACACCUGAUGUUAGAGCCGCACAAAUGGACCACAGAGUUUGAACUGCAGCAGGUCUAUGAGGUGGACUCACUGGAGUAUCUACAAGCGCUUGAGAUUGUGACAGACCGACUGGAGACCAGAGUUAACUUCUGCAAAGCACACCUCAUGAUGAUUACAUGCUUUGAUGUUUCAUCCAAACACCGGUAGACCAGAGACAAAUGGUAAAACGUAACAGAACAUUUCCAUUACACAAAGCAAUGAAUUCAGUGUAGUUUCAUUUAAAGUGACCAAGGCCAUACACAUUUGCUCUGAUGUGUGGGAACAUUACAACUUCAAUGCAUCAUUCUCUGCUGGAAAUGAUUAGAAGAACAUCGAGGAGCUAUUACAAAAAUGUGGGCCACAGUGUAAAGAACAAAACUGCCAUUUUUGUCAGAACUUGGUGAAAGAGACAAAAGGAGGACAGUUGAUCCCAUCCUUUUGGAAGCGUGUUUUCUACAGUUUGUGAGGAAAUGUUGGGUCCAGAGACACUUCGACUAAGACAUUUCUUUUGUUGCUGCAAACAAACCCAGCCAAUAGAAAGCAAGGAGGAAAUGAAUGAUCAAAAAUAAGUGCCUUGUGACCUUUAGUCUCUUUGUGUAAAUGCGCAACCUCUGUAUGGUGCUAGCAUUACUUAUGAAAAAAUGCAGCCAUUUUAAUGUGAUGUUUUCCUGAGUCAGUGUUUCUAUAUGAAAUCUAAUAAUAAAUGGGGUAUUGUACAUGGACAAAAUGCAGUUUUCCAAUACCCAAGAGGUGUUUAUUAAAAGUUUUGUGAUGUUUUUACCUUGAAUUCGUUCACAAAUGGAGCACUACUGAGUUUUCGAUCCUCGCCGGCUUACAUACACUUACAGUGUUCUCUCCUUAAGUCCCUGGUGCUUUUGUGAUUGCUUUUCUGUGUUUACAAAGCAAUGAAAUGUGUCAAUCACUUAGUGCAGGAGCUGAAGGUAAAACGUUUUCUGAAUUUAGUGUUGAGCACAUUCAUCGACAGACUGUCUGUUAUUUGUACUGUGUUGUUCCACUUCUAAAAGAACGUGAAUGAUGUGUCAAGUGUGUGUUUUGUAAUAAGAAAUAUUCAUCUUUCUGAGUGCAAUGGGACCUUGUAGAGACUAUGCCAAUCAUGAUAUAGUAGAAAAAUGGAUAUAGGGUAUGAAAAUGAGCCAAAUAAAUAAAUGGGGUACUGCAAUUUUGAGAAAUAUAACGAUUCA
Periophthalmus magnuspinnatus is the source of this 7610-nucleotide messenger RNA. RefSeq names its product kinesin family member 26Ba (gene kif26ba). The record is from RefSeq and is a predicted model, not a curated record. The transcript is spliced from 28 exons. Bases 1 to 6576 code for a protein of 2191 amino acids. Gene Ontology annotation, biological process: microtubule-based movement. NCBI's taxonomy places the organism in Eukaryota, Metazoa, Chordata, Actinopteri, Gobiiformes, Gobiidae. Gene Ontology annotation, molecular function: ATP binding; microtubule motor activity; microtubule binding.